Messenger RNA from Glycine soja, 3116 nucleotides. RefSeq names its product putative inactive cadmium/zinc-transporting ATPase HMA3. Gene Ontology annotation, cellular component: membrane. The coding region runs from base 485 to 2914 and encodes 809 amino acids. The record is from RefSeq and is a predicted model, not a curated record. Gene Ontology annotation, molecular function: cadmium ion transmembrane transporter activity; metal ion binding; ATPase-coupled monoatomic cation transmembrane transporter activity. Gene Ontology annotation, biological process: monoatomic cation transport. Lineage: Eukaryota; Viridiplantae; Streptophyta; Magnoliopsida; Fabales; Fabaceae. The transcript is spliced from 12 exons.
AAAAAAAGAAAUAAAAUAUUUUACAGCAUUGCUUUGUGGAGUUCGAGCCAAAGCCUAACCCUUAGAUGUGAUCAACCGUUAUUUCGUCAAAGCAUUGAGUUCUUCCCCCACAAGCACUUAGGCACGAACUUUUACACGCAACAUUUUGGUUGCAAUGGCUGCUACGCUGUUUUCUUGAUGGCUGAUGGUCACGGAUGGUUUUGGAUUCCGUAGAUGCCAAGAAUGUCGAUCCGAGAUGAAGCUGAAGAAAAACUGAGUGUUAUCCUGAUCAUCACCAACAUCAAUCGUAUACUGGACAUAUAUCUGGUAUGUUUCUAGAUAUAUACCCCAACAUCUGCAUCAAAAACAUAACAUCAAUCAGCGGUGCUCUAGAUAUGCGUCUCAAUUCUCAAGAGUUUGUUUCAUUUGGGGUAGUGAUCGAUUGUUGUUGUGGGGUGGAAGGGAUUCAGAUAAAAAUCAAAGCUUUGAAAUUUCACUGAUCAUCAUGGACAAGGCAGAGAAAGCUAUGCGGAAGAGCUACUUUGAUGUCUUGGGUUUGUGCUGUUCUUCGGAAGUUCCGUUAAUUGAAAACAUCUUGAGACCUCUCCAAGGAAUCAAAGAGGUUUCAGUCAUCGUUCCAUCACGAACCGUCAUUGUUGUCCAUGACACUCUUGUGAUUUCGCAACUUCAAAUUGUUAAGGCACUGAAUGAAGCAAGGCUAGAAGCAAAUAUCAGAGUGUAUGGGGACGAAAAGCACCAAAAGAGAUGGCCAAGCCCUUACUCAAUUGCCUCUGGAGUGUUACUUUUGCUUUCUCUCCUCAAAUUUGUGUUCCAUCCCUUGAAAUAUUUGGCACUAGGAGCAGUUGCUGUUGCUGUCUAUCCUCUCAUCUUAAAGGCCAUUGUCUCCAUUCGGAACCUUAGGCUGGACAUCAACAUUCUUAUGCUCAUUGCAGUUAUUGGGACAAUUUCUAUGAAUCAUUAUUUGGAAGCCGGCACCAUUGUUUUCCUCUUCUCAAUUGCACAAUGGCUAGAGUCAAGCGCAAGCCACAAGGCAACUGCAGUAAUGUCAUCUUUGAUGAACAUAGCCCCUCAAAAAGCAGUCAUAGCUGAAACCGGAGAGGUUGUGGAUGCUGAUGAGGUGAAAAUAAACACCGUUUUAGAAGUUAAAGCAGGCGAGGUGAUACCCAUUGAUGGUGUUGUGAUAGAUGGAAUCUGUGAAGUUGAUGAGAAAAAAUUGACUGGGGAAUCAUUCCCUGUGGCAAAACAAAAGGAUUCUACUGUAUGGGCUGGCACCAUCAAUUUAAAUGGUUAUAUUAGUGUGAAAACUACUGCACUAGCUGAGGAUUGUGUGAUGGCUAAAAUGGCAAAGCUUGUUGAAGAAGCUCAAAACAGCAAAACCAACAUCCAGAGAUUGAUUGACAAGUUUGCCCAGUUUUAUACCCCAGGCGUUGUAAUCAUAUCAGCUCUUGUAGCGGUGAUUCCACUUGCGCUAAAACAACAUAACCAUAAACUUUGGCUUCAGUUUUCGCUGGUUGUUUUAGUAAGUGCAUGUCCAUGUGCACUCAUCCUUUCAACGCCAGUUGCAACUUUUUGUGCUUACACCAAAGCAGCCACAUCAGGUCUUCUCAUCAAAGGGGGUGAUCAUCUUGAAACACUUGCCAAAAUUAAGGUCAUGGCCUUUGACAAAACGGGUACCAUAACGAAGGGUGAAUUUGUGGUCACACAUUUUCAAUCUCUUUCAGAUGACAUUGAUUUCAACACAUUGGCUUACUGGGUGUCAAGCAUAGAGAGCAAGUCAAGCCAUCCAUCGGCAGCAGCAAUUGUUGAUUAUGGAAGGUCUCUCUCCGUUGAACCAGAGCCAGAAAAGGUGACAGAAUUUGAAAUUUUCCCUGGCGAAGGAAUAUGUGGGAAAAUUGAAGGCAGAGUUAUUUACAUUGGAAAUAAAAGAAUUGCCGCAAGAGCUGGGUCUGAAACAGUUCCUAUCUUACAAGGUGAAGUUGAAAGAGGAAAGACCACGGGAUACAUAUACUUGGGAGCAAUCCCAAUUGGAUUUUUCUCUCUUUCAGAUGCUUGCAGAUUAAGAGUUCAGGAGGCAAUAGGACAGUUGAAGUCAUUGGGAAUCAAAACCGCUAUGCUCACUGGAGAUAAUCAAUCUGCUGCGAUGCAAGUACAGGAUGAGCUGGGGCAUUCUCUUGAGUUAGUUCAUGCAGAACUUUUGCCAGAGGACAAGGUGAAAAUCAUCUCAGAAUUUAAGAAGGAAGGUCCAACAGCCAUGGUUGGGGACGGCCUAAACGACGCGCCGGCAUUGGCUGCAGCUGAUAUUGGAAUCUCGAUGGGCAUUUCAGGUUCUGCAUUGGCAAGUGAGACGGGCAAUAUAAUUCUUAUGUCCAAUGACAUUAUGAAGAUACCAGAAGCCAUUAAGCUUGCAAGAAAAGCUAGUAGGAAAGUGGUAGAAAACAUUGUUUUUUCAAUCAUGACUAAGGCUGCGAUUCUUGAUUUGGCCAUUGGUGGUCAUCCACUUGUUUGGGCAGCAGUUGUGGCUGAUGUUGGAACAUGCCUAUUGGUCAUCUUUAACAGCAUGUUACUUCUGCGAAAAGGACACAACCAUGGAGGAAAAUGUUGUAGAUCUUCUACUAAACCGCAUAACCACAAAAAUGGAUGUGGUGGCUCUCAUGAUAAUUCCUCUCAUCAUCACCAUCAUCAUGAGCAUGAUCAACAUCAACAUGAAGAUCAUAGCCACAAACGUUGUUGCUCAGAAAAGACAAAAAAAUUGUUCCCACCUCAGAAAUGUGGUGGUGCUCAUGGCAGUUCCUCUCAUCAUCAUCAUCACCACCGUCAACAUCAACAUGAAUACCAUAACCAUGACCAACACGAUCAACAUCAUCAGAAGUGUGCCUCACAAACAAGUUUCUCAACAUGUCCACCCUGCUCUUGAAAUUCAACUUUAGGUGGAAUUGUUAACCAUUGCAGCACCAUGAAGGGUCAUGAUCAAUGUAAGGGGAAUCACUUUGGCAGUUGUUUGGGUAUAUGUUAAGGGCUUCUUCCUUUUUUAUUUAUUUAAUGUAUGUUGCUUAUAUACUAUAGUAUGCAGCACUACUCAUUGACAUUAAUAUAAGAAGUUGAACGUUUUCUGUCAA